UUUAAAAAAAAACCUAAUGAAUUUGUUUUGCACGUUUUAAAAAAGAAAAGCAGUAUUUUCCAGGAAUUUUACAUUCAUUCUCUUUCCACAUCUUUGAGUGUGAUCUUUGUGGUUUUGAAAUCCCUUAAUUUGAGUGAGUUCCACAGUUGUCUAAGAAAAGUUGUUUUAAAGCGUUGCUCUGCAAGCACCAGAAGAGAACUCAUAAAAAGGAAGACAACAGCAGAUGCAAUCGCGGAUGUGGCUUAGUCCCUGCAGCUGCCCCAGAGAGCUGUUCGGAGCACACAGUCCUCAGUAAUGAAUCCAGAAGAGCGAAUCGUGACAUGGCUUAUAUCCUUGGGAGUUUUAGAUUCCCCAAAAAAGACCAUCUGUGAUCCGGAGGAGUUUUUGAAGUCCUCGUUGAAAAAUGGGGUAGUGCUGUGCAAGCUGAUCAACAGACUGAGGCCUGGCUCUGUAGAAAAGUACUGCCUGGAGCCCCAAACAGAAGCUGACUGCAUCAACAACAUCAAUGACUUCCUGAAAGGAUGUGCAACCCUUCAAGUGGAGGUAUUUGAUCCUGAUGACCUUUAUUCAGGAGUCAAUUUCUCCAAGGUUCUGAGCACUCUUUUAGCUGUCAACAAAGCAACAGAAGAUCAGCUAUCAGAAAGACCAUGUGGACGUUCCUCUUCUCUUAGUGCUGCUAAUAGUUCUCAGACAAACCCACAGGGAGCCGUUUCUAGCGCAGCUCCAGGGCUGCAAAGGCAGUCAAAGGCAGUGGAGAUGACGGAAAACGGAAGUCACCAGUUGAUAGUAAAGGCAAGAUUCAACUUUAAGCAGACUAAUGAAGAUGAACUGUCAGUCUGUAAAGGGGACAUCAUUUAUGUCACUAGAGUCGAAGAAGGAGGCUGGUGGGAAGGCACAUUAAAUGGGAGAACAGGCUGGUUCCCUAGUAAUUAUGUCCGAGAAAUUAAAUCCAGUGAGAGACCUCUCUCCCCCAAGGCUGUCAAAGGAUUUGAAACUACUCCACUUACCAAGAAUUAUUAUUCCGUGGUGUUACAGAACAUCCUGGACACUGAAAAAGAUUAUGCUAAAGAACUUCAGUCUCUUCUUGUUACUUACUUAAGACCCCUGCAGUCUAACAACAAUCUGAGUACUGUGGAGUUUACAUCUUUAUUGGGAAACUUCGAGGAAAUAUGCACAUUUCAACAGACACUCUGCCAAGCCUUGGAAGAAUGUUCAAAGUUUCCAGAAAAUCAACACAAAGUAGGAGGUUGUCUACUGAACCUCAUGCCUCAUUUUAAAUCCAUGUAUCUGGCUUACUGUGCAAAUCAUCCUUCAGCUGUAAAUGUACUCACCCAACACAGUGAUGAUCUGGAGCAAUUUAUGGAAAAUCAAGGUGCAUCCAGCCCAGGUAUCCUCAUUUUAACAACGAGCCUCAGCAAACCAUUCAUGCGGCUGGAGAAGUAUGUUACUCUCCUGCAAGAGUUGGAAAGGCAUAUGGAGGAUACGCAUCCAGAUCAUCAGGAUAUUCUGAAAGCAAUUGUAGCAUUCAAAACUCUCAUGGUGCAGUGCCAAGAUCUAAGAAAGAGAAAACAGCUGGAGUUGCAGAUACUUUCUGAACCUAUUCAGGCAUGGGAAGGGGAGGAUAUUAAAACCCUGGGAAAUGUGAUUUUUAUGUCACAAGUCAUGAUGCAGUAUGGAACAUGUGAGGAAAAAGAAGAGCGGUACUUCAUGCUAUUUUCCACCGUCUUGGUAAUGUUAUCUGCCAGUCCUCGGAUGAGUGGCUUUAUUUAUCAGGGAAAAAUACCAAUAACAGGAAUGGUGGUGACUAGAUUAGAUGAAAUUGAAGGGAAUGACCACACAUUUGAAAUCACAGGUAACAUGAUAGAGAGAAUUGUGGUCCACUGUAACAACAACCAGGACUUCCAAGAAUGGCUGGAGCACCUGUACAGACUGAUCAGAGGACCUGCCUCCUGCAGUUCCUUAUCCAAGACAUCGUCAUCAUCCUGUAGUGCUCAUUCUACGUUUUCCCAGUCUUUUAGCUCUACUGGACAGCCCCGAGGACCCUUGGAGCCUCCUCAAAUUAUAAAACCAUGGAGUUUAAGUUGUCUACGACCUGCACCUCCACUUAGACCGUCAGCAGCACUAGGUUAUAAAGAGAGGAUGUCUUAUAUCUUAAAGGAGUCCAGUAAAAGCCCCAAAACGAUGAAGAAGUUUCUUCAUAAAAGAAAGACUGAAAGAAAGCCAUCAGAGGAGGAAUAUGUGAUUCGGAAAAGUACAGCUGCUCUGGAAGAGGACGCUCAGAUCCUUAAAGUGAUUGAAGCCUACUGUACCAGUGCAAACUUUCAACAAGGCCAUGGCUCAAGUGCUCGCAAAGAUUCGGUUCCACAAGUCUUACUCCCUGAGGAAGAGAAACUCAUCAUCGAAGAAACCAGAAGCAACGGCCAGACCAUCAUCGAAGAAAAGAGCCUUGUCGACACUGUUUAUGCCUUGAAGGAUGAGGUCAAAGAACUGAAACAGGAGAAUAAAAGAAUGAAGCAAUGCCUGGAAGAAGAAUUGAAAUCAAGAAGGGACCUAGAAAAGCUGGUCCGGAGGCUGUUGAAGCAAACCGAUGAAUGUAUUCGGGCUGAAUCCAGUAGCAAGACCUCAAUUCUUCCAUAACCAUCAUCGUGCAGCUGGGCAGAGUGUGUCUUCAGCACAUCUUGAAAUGUCCAGCUGAAUGCUUUGGCUCAGUUUGCUCGCUUCUUUGGUUUUCAUUUUGUAUUUGAGUCAGCCUCCUUCCCCUCUGUUUGCUUGAGUGUUUGUUGUUGUCUGCUUAUUGGUUGGCUGGUUAUGUUGUUUUUCAACAGGGUAAGAACAAGAGGUGGUGGUAGAAGCCUUCCCAGCGUCUUUCCAUUCAAUACCAAGAGGAAAGCUAAUGUAGGCAAAUGACUUAAGUGGCCUUCAGAUGGCCUUCCAUUCAUUGUGCCUGUUUAACAACCAUCACCCUUUUAGGCCUGGCUACUAUCCCAAAGCAGCUGGCCUUGGCUUAUUAAAGGUGAACUUGACUUUUUCCCCAAUGCUUUCCUGUACCUGGAAGCCUCUCAGUACCUAAUUUACUGAAGGCAAAGCUUUUUGAGCUUUAACUAGAGUAUGGUGAAAGAUGAAAACAUUUGCCCAAUGAUCCAGCUGCCCGUCCCUGGUCCAUUAUAUGCCACUCCUCAAUGCAUACUUUAUUAUUAUUAUUAUUAUAUUAUUAUUAUUAUUGCCCUGUGUUGUCUGUAAGACUAAGAAGACAAUAGUGCCCUCAUUCCUUUUUUGUUGGUUUACAUUUUAACUCUGUGGGUCAGAAGCUCUGAUGAUCCAUGCCAACACCAGAUCCAUUAGCACGUUGCACUGGACAAUCCUCCUUUCAGCAGCAGAGUUGACCUUCUCUUCCCUAGUACGUGAUAAGUUUUCCCCCAAGUCUUCUGCCUCGUGUGUAAGUUUUAUAUUUCCCCAGUGCUUUUAGCCAACCAUACCAAGUGGUGUGUAAACUAGUAUAUGUGUGCUUUGCUUACUUUUAAAAAAUAUAGACUGUGAGCAAUUACUUUAUUUACAUUGCAUAUUCAAAUGAUGACUUCUCAUCUUUAAAACAGUCUGCCAUUGAGGGGAUCUUGUGCCCUAGUAGACAGCUUUAACUUGCUGUAUUGCUCUCCCAUAUAUGCUGUGAGAAGCCUGUAAUAUUCAUCAGUCUUUUGGAGUAGGACUGUAAUCAUUAUUUGCAGAAAAGUGCUGUUGGUUCAGUUUGUAUAUCUGGAAAGAAAGGGCCAUUCUAGAAGCUGUGCGCUGAUUACUAGUAAAACUGAUUAUUUGGAACUGGUUUAUACAAGUUGCUCAUCAAAUCAAACUGUUGCAUGUAUAAUAAUCUCACAAAUUAGAACUGUGAUCAACCAGCUUUAGAAGAUGGUCACACAUCCAAAUUCCACACAAUCAAAAGUCAGCCCGAGGCUCUCUCUCCCAAAGAGGUGAAAUUUGGCUGGGUGGGG
Molecule: messenger RNA, 3983 nt
Organism: Hipposideros armiger (great roundleaf bat)
Lineage: Eukaryota; Metazoa; Chordata; Mammalia; Chiroptera; Hipposideridae
Gene: ARHGEF6
Product: Rac/Cdc42 guanine nucleotide exchange factor 6
Exons: 22
Coding region: 295-2637 (780 amino acids)
Biological process (GO): lamellipodium assembly; intracellular signal transduction
Cellular component (GO): lamellipodium; cytoplasm
Molecular function (GO): protein binding; guanyl-nucleotide exchange factor activity
Source: RefSeq, a predicted model, not a curated record